GUUACAGAUAUUAUGUUACACAAGUAAGCCGCACAAUUUUGUGUCCGCAUAUUUUCUACAUUAAUUAGCGGAAUUGAAUUCCUACAAAGAAACGAAAUAUCAUUCGGGCAUGAGCUUGGUGAGCGGAUGUCAGUGGCCGGCCGCGCUGUCUGAGGCAGGAACUGUCUUCGCCUCCUCGAACGCUGGGAUCGUGGGUUCGAAUCCCACUCCAGAUCCCCCCGUCGCGUCUGCCCCGCGGCCGUUGGAGAAGCAAGCCUCCAUGCAGGUUCGCAAGGACCAGACAGCCGUGCUGCCGUGUUACGUCGAGGGGAACCCCCCACCUGCAAUCAGGUGGUUUCGCCAAGACCAUCACCAGCUGCGCGCCCUUGCAGAAGCAGACGACCGCAUAUACAGAGCAGGGGAAUGCCUGAUUAUCCAGCACGUUGUGGAGAGUGACGCUGGGCGGUGGGUAUGUGUGGCCAACAACACCGCAGGGGUGGAACGCAUGGACGUCGUCCUACACGUCACGUCGCCUCUAAACGUUGUCAUACAACCAUCGGGGCAGCUCACCGUGGAUGUAGGAGGCAAAGCAACACUCACUUGCCACGUCAGUGGGUCCUCCCCUCACCUUCCUGCCACGCGAACCUGGCUGAAGGAUGGACACGUCGUUGGUCCUGGAGGGGAGGCUCUCGUCCUCGAGAAGGUGCAGAGGGAGGACGCUGGCAUGUACCAGUGUCUGGUACGCAGUGAGGACGACAGCGCGCAGAGCUCUGUGCAGCUGCGAUUGGGAGGUGAGUCACCGCACUGCUGAAAUCGCAUUAAACUAUCCCUGUAGCGGACCGUGGAGGCUCAUAGGUUUCUGAGGCGUCGACGUUAUCAGCCAUAUGCGCCGGCCUCCCUUUACCUCCAGAAAGAUUCCUGGUACUCAUUUCUGUUAGAGGCUGAGUUGACUCCAGGGCC
Molecule: messenger RNA, 939 nt
Organism: Cryptotermes secundus
Lineage: Eukaryota; Metazoa; Arthropoda; Insecta; Blattodea; Kalotermitidae
Product: Down syndrome cell adhesion molecule-like protein Dscam2
Exons: 4
Coding region: 110-790 (226 amino acids)
Biological process (GO): dendrite self-avoidance; homophilic cell-cell adhesion; axon guidance
Cellular component (GO): plasma membrane; axon
Molecular function (GO): cell-cell adhesion mediator activity
Source: RefSeq, a predicted model, not a curated record